Molecule: messenger RNA, 477 nt
Organism: Triticum turgidum subsp. durum (durum wheat)
Lineage: Eukaryota; Viridiplantae; Streptophyta; Magnoliopsida; Poales; Poaceae
Source: the annotation of a GenBank genome assembly
AUGGGGUUCAGUGAGGCGCAGGAGGAGCUGGUCCUGCGCUCAUGGAAGGCCAUGAAGCCGGACUCCGAAUCCAUCGCUCUCAAGUUCUUCCUCAGGAUCUUCGAGAUCGCGCCGGCGGCGAAGCCGAUGUUCCCGUUCCUGCGCGACGCCGGCGAGGACGCGCCCCUCGAGAGCCAGCCGAAGCUCAAGGCGCACGCCGUGACCGUCUUCGUCAUGGCCUGCGAGUCGGCCACGCAGCUGCGCAAGACCGGCGACGUCAAGGUGAGGGAGGCCACGCUCCGGCGUCUCGGCGCCACCCACGUCAGGGCCGGCGUCGCCGACGCGCACUUCGAGGUGGUGAAGACGGCGCUGCUGGACACCAUCGAGGGCGCCGUCCCCGAGAUGUGGACGCCGGAGAUGAAGGCGGCUUGGGAGGAGGCCUACGACCAGCUCGCCGCCGCCAUCAAGGAGGAGAUGAAGUUCGCUGCGGCGGCUUGA